This is a messenger RNA of Funneliformis caledonium, 993 nucleotides long. Lineage: Eukaryota; Fungi; Glomeromycota; Glomeromycetes; Glomerales; Glomeraceae. The record is from the annotation of a GenBank genome assembly.
GGAUCCUCGGUAGUGGAUGGGCAGUCACAGAAGGAUAGGGAAACGAUAGCAGAAAUAUCAGCCGUUGAUGAAUCUGACUCCGUAAUAGAUCAGCAAAAUGAUGUCAACACCAAGUCAAUGGAAGAGGUACCUGAGAUGAUUGUAGAGCAAUCGGUAUCAGAUAAGGUAAUAGAUGAUUUUAUUCUCGAAGAAUCUGUUAAUGUAUCUGACUCAGUUAUAGCUAAGCCCCCGCCUAUUCACGAAGUUCAUAGUCAGUUAAAUUUAUCAGAGAUACGAGAUCCAGGGCUGUGCAAUCAGAAUGGUGAUUCCCGGGAGAAGAAUUUGGAUUCAGAGCCAUUCAUAACCGAUAUCUCUGGUAUCAAUUCUCAGGAUUCUGUCAUUCCCUUGAACGAAAAAGAUGGACAAGAUGUUUAUUUUGCCAGUCUAUCAUCUGAAUCAUGUGUUGCUUCGCCCGACUUUGAAUAUAGUAAGGACGGGAAAGUUCCCUAUAAACAAAAAGUAGAAAAAGGUUUAGUAUGUGAAUUACUUGAAUUCAUUAGAAGCCAUGAAUCCUUACCGAAUUCUACUGCAUCUAGUAAACAAAUUCCAAAUUCGCCUGCUUCACAAAGUGAUCAGCUCAUUCCACUCCAGAAGAAGUUACCAAAAUGGAAGCGUGAUAAGGUUAUUGAUUUAGUGAUAAAUCGAUUCAAAAGAACUACCUCAUGCCUAGACCUUCAUGCCAGUAUAGAUAGGGAAUGUCUUAACCAAGUAGAUUGCUACCUCAUCCAUGAUAUGCAAAUCUGCCCUAUAUGCAAAAAAGAUCAUUGCUAUCUGGAAGGCCACUGGUUGAUCGAUAGCGAAGGUAGUAAAAAAUAUUAUUUGAUUUGCGAUAAUAUCCAAGAACCCGGAAUCCCACUUAAUGAGGUGUUAACAUUAUAUUCUGAAAAAACAAGUCCAGAUAACUGGAAUCAUCUUUUGAAAGUUCCGAAUAGAGAAGUAACAGUGAAAGCGUAG